Molecule: messenger RNA, 501 nt
Organism: Scheffersomyces coipomensis
Lineage: Eukaryota; Fungi; Ascomycota; Pichiomycetes; Serinales; Debaryomycetaceae
Gene: RPC11
Product: DNA-directed RNA polymerase III core subunit
Exons: 1
Coding region: 92-430 (112 amino acids)
Biological process (GO): DNA-templated transcription; termination of RNA polymerase III transcription
Cellular component (GO): RNA polymerase III complex
Molecular function (GO): zinc ion binding; nucleic acid binding
Source: RefSeq, a predicted model, not a curated record
UGUAUAGUAUUUAAAUCACUGUACUUGAAAAAAAAAAUUAUUAACUUCAGUUUUUAAUGACUGCUAAGAUGACUUAUUCUUUAGCAGCAAGAUGUUGACAUUCUGUCCUAACUGUUCAAAUAUGUUAUUGAUAACACCAUCAUCAGAAGAUGGGUGUAACAAGUUUUAUUGUCCAACCUGUCCAUAUGAAUUCAAAAUAAAUGGGUUUCAAUUAUUUGAAAGAAAGAAAUUGCAUAGAAAAGAGGUUGAUGAUGUUCUAGGAGGUGAAGGUACAUGGGAUAACGUUGAUCAAACCGCAGCUCAAUGUGCUAUUGAUUCAUGUGAUAGUACUAAGGCUUACUUUUUCCAAUUACAAAUCAGAUCUGCUGAUGAACCUAUGACUACCUUUUAUAAAUGUGUUAGUUGUGGUCAUAGAUGGAAAGAAAAUUAGGAUAAGCUAUCUAUCAGCAGUAACAGAAAUCAUCAUAAAAAGAGUUACAUCAAAGUGUAUUAUUAUUAAAU